Molecule: messenger RNA, 1084 nt
Organism: Branchiostoma belcheri (Belcher's lancelet)
Lineage: Eukaryota; Metazoa; Chordata; Leptocardii; Amphioxiformes; Branchiostomatidae
Product: ubiquitin-like protein ATG12
Exons: 4
Coding region: 53-403 (116 amino acids)
Biological process (GO): C-terminal protein lipidation; autophagosome assembly; autophagy of mitochondrion
Cellular component (GO): cytoplasm; phagophore assembly site membrane; Atg12-Atg5-Atg16 complex
Source: RefSeq, a predicted model, not a curated record
AAUACAGUAAACACCCCUGUGCCACAACUAAGUAGCACGGUCCAGGAACAAGAUGGCCGAAACAACAGAGAAAACAGAAGUCGCCUCGCCAACGUCUGCGGAAGCGGGCUCUUUUCCUCAGACUUCAGACCAGAGAAAGAAGAUUGAUGUUCUCCUGAAAGGUGCGGGCGACGCCCCGAUCAUGAAGAAGAAGAAAUGGGCGGUGGACCCGACCAAGAAGGUCAGCUGGAUCAUCGAGUUCAUCAGGAAAUACAUCAAGUGUGAACCACACGAGUCACUGUUCCUGUAUGUUAACCAGUCCUUUGCACCAUCACCAGACCAGGAAAUGCAGAACCUAUAUGAAUGUUUCGGCAGCGAUGGAAAACUCAUACUUCACUACUGCAAGACUCAAGCGUGGGGAUGAGAUUCACUUAGUUCAACUUUAUUACAAUUGUUCGUUGUUGUUGUAAAUAAUCUAAGAUUGAGAAGCAUUCAUUGUUUGUUUUGUUUGUUUGUUUGUUUGUUUGGGAACCCCAGUUGUUGUUUUGGUUUGGGACUCCCAGUUAUUUCAAUGGUAUUUCUGCCUCCUGCACUGGUUUUACUUAGCUCACACAUAACUACUGAAUAUAAAGUAAGACAAUUCAUUUAUAGUUGCCAUUCAUCCAACCUCACAUGGUGCUCACCUCUGUCACUGUAGCCCUUUGGCCACGCAGUUGUGCAAUCACUACAGCAGGAGGCUAGUCCACUAGCAGUGGAGUGCGUUCAACUUCCCUUCUACAUUUGUUCUGAGUUUGAAGCAGAAAAAGCAGUAUGUACUGGGUUGGGGAGCAAAACCCUGACUCACUGCAUGUAAUGUGAACUCUCUACCAACAAAUUCAGAGGUUUAUUAUUAAUACCAUAUUGCAAGCGUCUUAAGCAUAUAUAAGUCCUUUACUAACUCACAGAAAAACUGGAAAGGUACUAGUAACAUUUGCAAGGCAAAUUGAAAAAUUCAUAAGGUUUACCUGCACACUGGUUAACAAACUACUGCUCUGUUUAUUCUUACUCAUACACAUUACUCAUACACAUUUGUAUACUAGUACAUGUAUGGUGAAGAGCCCCUCCA